GCUGACGUAAGGACGCGGCCAAAUUGCCACGAACAGGGUGAAAAACGGAACCACAAACACACGGAGCCCGGUCUCCCGCAAGUCCGCGCACUCCAGCAUCGCGCAUGCGCGAUGAAUCGCCGCUGCCUGAGAGCAAAGCGCGGCCUCGAUCGACACGGUGCGCGGCCUCGACGACGUCCACAACAACAUCAACAACAAGAGGAAAACCGGCCGGUGCCAGUCUCGCUGCCGGCCGGUCCUCCGGUGAGCGAAGGGAGCCGAACAUCCCACUGACGACACCCGCGGCCGGGCGGCGGUGAGAUGGCCGAGACAGUGAAGUUUGUGGAUGAGGAGCACAAGAACGUCUUCUUGAAGUUGCUGAACGAGCAGCGUCUGGAGGGUGAACACUGCGACAUCGCCGUGGUGGUUGAAGACGUCAAGUUUCGCGCUCACCGCUGCGUCCUGGCGGCCUGCUCCAACUACUUUAAGAAACUCUUCAAAAAACACGAGGUGGACAACUCGUCUGUGAUCGAAAUCGACUUCAUCCGCUCCGACAUCUUUGAAGAAGUGUUGAACUACAUGUAUACGGCCAAGAUCUCCAUCAAGAAACGAGACAUCAACCUGAUGAUGUCGUCGGGACAAAUCCUGGGCAUCCGCUUCCUUGACAAACUCUGCUCGCAGAAACGAGACGAUGCGCCAUCCGAAGAGAAAGACAAGUUUCCUUUUGACAUUGUAAAGAUGGCGCUGCCACCUGAGGCGCAGCUGGUCGCCGAGGCCGAGGUUAACGCUCGAUUCUGCUCAACGCUUGAUUUUGUUCUACGGUUUUGUCAAGCGUCUUUUUCAACGGGACCUACAGUGCUCGGGGAGCACGAGGACGCUCCCACGCCAGAUGACCUUGUCGGUGCCUCGGCCAAUCAGGAGCUUGACAAAUCUCCGAAUGCGGCGCUACGUGUGCAGGAAGCCAUUUUGAAGGAACUUGCCAAUGAGCAUGUCCACAAGGUGGCGUGCUAUGACCAAGACGUGGUGACAGACAUGGAGACGGAGCCGAAAGAACUCGGGGCGGAACACCACGGCACCCAGACGCUGACGUUCGCAGACAGCAUGGGCGAGGUCAAAGACGAGCAGCCGCCCGCGUGGGCCGCCGCUGCCGCCGCCGACAUGAAGUUUGAAUAUCUCCUCUACGGGCACCGAGAACAGCUGGCGUGCCACGUGUGUGCCAAGACCUUCCUGGACGAGUCCAGACUCAGGAAACACGAGAAGCUUCAUUCGGCCGAGCGUCCGUUCGCGUGCGAAAUCUGCGCCAAAGCUUUCACCACCCACGCCCACCUCAAAGAACACCUGAAGAUCCACACUGGCUUCAAGCCGUACAGAUGUCACGUCUGCGGGAAGUCCUUCAUUCGGGCUCCGGACUUGAAGAAACACGAGCGGGUCCACAGCAACGAGCGACCGUUCGCCUGUCAGAUGUGCGACAAGGCCUUCAAGCACAAGUCACACCUGAAAGAUCAUGAGAGGCGACACCGGGGAGAAAAACCCUUUGUGUGUGCGUCGUGCACGAAGGCCUUCGCCAAGGCAUCUGAUCUAAAGCGUCACGAGAACAACAUGCACAGCGAGAGGAAGUUGACAAAUCCUCUGCAGAGCGAUACGGAGGCUCUGCAGGCGGCCGCCAUGGCUGCCGAAGAGUCGCACAUGGACAACAUGAGCUGCUCCUAACAGGGAACAUUUGUACACAAAUGUUUGAUUCCAUUUCAAAUAAAACAUUUUGUUCAGUUUCAUGAGCACAAACUUGA
Molecule: messenger RNA, 1766 nt
Organism: Syngnathoides biaculeatus (alligator pipefish)
Lineage: Eukaryota; Metazoa; Chordata; Actinopteri; Syngnathiformes; Syngnathidae
Gene: zbtb14
Product: zinc finger and BTB domain containing 14
Exons: 10
Coding region: 301-1689 (462 amino acids)
Biological process (GO): regulation of transcription by RNA polymerase II
Cellular component (GO): nucleus
Molecular function (GO): protein binding; DNA-binding transcription factor activity, RNA polymerase II-specific; RNA polymerase II cis-regulatory region sequence-specific DNA binding
Source: RefSeq, a predicted model, not a curated record